Molecule: messenger RNA, 756 nt
Organism: Prorocentrum cordatum
Lineage: Eukaryota; Dinophyceae; Prorocentrales; Prorocentraceae
Source: the annotation of a GenBank genome assembly
GACGUGGCUUCCAAGAUGAAGGUGCUCGCCGAGUUUAUCGCCCGAGCACGAGUUUCGCAGCUCGACUCGUCACAUCAGGAGAAGGAGUUGGCCGUUCUCAAGUUCAUGGCUUGGACUGCGAAGCCUCAGGCUGUCCGUGAGAAGGAAGCCCUCGACGGGAUCAGCAAAGCAAAUGGGAAGCUGGAAGCAGUACGGCGUCAACAGCGGAACCUCGAGUUAGAGAUCUUGUUGCAGGAGUCGAACGUGAGGUACUGGACGGAUUUGCUCACAGAGGCUCGCAACUUGCCGCCCGAGUCGCCUAGCUCCGACGAGUAUGGACAUGACCGAAGGAAGGCCAUCACGGAGACCAGCGAGAUCACCUUGAUGCGUAAAUGGCUUGAGGAACAGAUGACGAUGCAGGGCCGUGCCAUCCAGCAGAUCAAGAAGAUCAGGGAGGAGUCUUACAAGCAGUUCGAGCACCACCAACGUCACCAGCUACACCUUGCCGAGAAGUUAGCCUACGACGCGCAGCGCAGGGAGCAUGACAAGACCCUCACCUACCAGCAGGAGAUUUCUGAGACUCAUGUCAUGAUGGAGCAGGCUGAGUCCACCAGGCGCAACCAGCGGGAGUACUGGGAGGCGCUCAAGGCACAGGAUGCGGAGAUGCAACAGCUCAAGAUCAUUAUGGAGACACUGAGCUCCUACGUUGUCAGCAACUGGAAGUGCAGCAGCUUCGUGAACAUCUACAAGCCAGUGAACGCAUCCAAGCUUUUGAAA